UAUUUCUUCCCGCGCCGGUCGUGCCAUGUGGUGAGCCGCGCCAUGACGCGUCAAGCUUCGAAGGGGUCCAACGCAAGUGGUGGAUCAAAAGGUUCCAGAGGCUCCUCCUCUCAUGGCCUGGAGGGUAUCGUCGCUCGAUCCAUGUCGAAGAUCUCCAGCUCCUGCUGUUGUUUCAUCGCCUUGGAGCAGCUUCGCUCCCCACGCCGAGACCCGCGGCGCCGAAACUCGCAGCUGUUGUCCAGCGUGAUUCGGCACCGCAUGCUGAGCACACGGAAAUCGGAAAACCAGGACAUUCACUCAUUACUUUUGUGUCCUGACCCCUCGCGGCGCCUGGAACGCUCCUACGGCUCCCCGAAACCCUUGGGCCAUGGCGGCUUUGGACACGUCUACCGCAUGCGGCAUCGGAUGAGCGGAGAUAUUCGAGCAAUCAAAGUGAUUAAGAAGCCUUCGGACAGCUCGGAGGAACUUCAGAGUAUCUCCAACGAGGUCUAUGCGCUUUUGCAGCUGGAUCAUCCCAACAUCGCGAAGCUCUUCGAAUAUUUCGAGGACCGACAGGCGAUCUAUGUCGUCACGGAGCUUUGCACAGGAGGAAACAUCGGGGAGCUCGAUGCACAGGUAGAUGAUUGGGACGAAAUUCGGCUAUUGUUCCGAGACGUCGUUCGGGCCAUUGCAUAUUGCCAUUCCGAAGGAAUCGCACACAGAGACCUGAAGUUCGAUAACUGCUUGAUCACCGAUUGCAGCGAGCGUCGCUGCGGGCGCAUGGCGAAGGUCAUUGACUUUGGCCUUGCUGGCUUCGCUAAAGGAGCGGAAGGUGGGACCAUGAAUGAGGUGGUCGGAACCCUGUAUUUCUUAGCCCCAGAGGUGUUGAAGAGUCAAGAUCCGAUGAACCGCUAUGGUUUGGAGUGUGACCUUUGGUCUCUGGGAGUGAUGCUCUUCGUCGUGCUGACCAAUGAGCAUCCCUUCUGUUCCACCGCCGCAGGCCCGGCCGACGCCUACCGUCGCAUCUCCAAUGGCGCGCUGCGCGUGUCGUGCCUGCGCAACUGCGGGGCACUGGCCAUUGAAUCGGAGGACCUGUUGAGGUCGCUGCUGGUCAAGGAGCCUUUAAACCGCUGCACCGCCGCCGAAGCGCUGCUACAUCCCUGGCUGCAGCCGGCGGGCGAGUCGCCGCAUCAUGGGAAAACGGAACCCAGGACGGAGAAGUUGGACAGUCUGGUGGAGCGCAUCUUGUCGUUCUCUCGCUUCUCUCGCUUCGAACAGGCCAUCCUAACAGUGGCCGCGCACGAAGCACGGCCCAGGGAUGUGGAGGAACUUAUGGAGGUGUAUUCCAUUUUGGACGUGACGCAAGCAGGCUACAUUUCCCGGGAUGACUUUCGGCGUGCCUUGAAGGUGAGUGACGUGCGGAUGUCUAAAAUGGAAACUGAUGCCGUCUUAGAUUCGCUGGACCCAGAUAAGGAUGCCAAGAUCCAACUGACGGAUUUCCUGGCGGCAACUCUGAAGCCUUCGCACGUGAAGUCUGAGAAAGUGCUGGAGGAGCUCUUCAACUUCUUCGACUUCCACGGCACGGGAUUGAUCAGCCACGAAGAUCUCAAGCAGGUCCUGGGCCAAGAGCUGGCCUGUCACGUGGCCGUGCAAGCACGUGCAGAUGCGCAGGGCGUUAUUUCCAAAGAUAACUUCAAGGUCUUUCUCCUCAAGGCCAUGGACAAGUUAGAACUACAGAUUCAGAACGAGAAAUCCUUAGCGGCCAUGAUGGUCAUCAAGUGAGCCCGUGCUUAUGCCUGCAGUCAGCCAUUGCAGUCAGCAUUGCGUCCCAUGUCUGCGGAGAAAAUUCGCAGAGUUCUGGGACCUAACCGGUGGUGAAUCUGUUACCCAUGGAAUCCCAUGGGCUUUUGGAGGUCGCACAGGUGGCCAGUCCGAC
Molecule: messenger RNA, 1915 nt
Organism: Cladocopium goreaui
Lineage: Eukaryota; Dinophyceae; Suessiales; Symbiodiniaceae
Source: the annotation of a GenBank genome assembly